Eurytemora carolleeae is the source of this 919-nucleotide messenger RNA. RefSeq names its product thymosin beta (gene cib). The record is from RefSeq and is a predicted model, not a curated record. NCBI's taxonomy places the organism in Eukaryota, Metazoa, Arthropoda, Copepoda, Calanoida, Temoridae. Gene Ontology annotation, biological process: actin filament organization. Bases 31 to 627 code for a protein of 198 amino acids. The transcript has 4 exons. Gene Ontology annotation, molecular function: actin monomer binding. Gene Ontology annotation, cellular component: cytosol.
AGGUUUAACGACGUAGUUUUCAGAUUAGAUAUGUCGGGAGAUAAAGUUGAGCUGCCAAGGAUUGGAGAGACCCUGAAGGGUGAACUCCUGAAGGAGCAUGCUCUCAAACCUACCGAGGCAAAUGAGAAGAACAUUCUCCCCACAGCAGAGGAUGUCAAGCAGGAGAAAACUCAUCAAAGCAUUCUUUCAGGAAUUGAAGGGUUCAACUCUGAACAGUUAAAACCUACCGAGACAAAUGAGAAAGUAGUUCUCCCUGCCUCCUCAGAUAUUCAGGCGGAGAAAACUCAUCAAGGAUUAAUCCAGGGGGUUGAAUCCUUCUCCAGUGAACAGCUCAAGAACGUUAAAACCAGGGAACCCCAGUCUCCUACAGCUAUUCUCCAGAAUGAGAAAGCCCGUGACUCCAGCCUGGCUGCUCUGGCUGAUUUUGAUAAAUCAAGUUUGAAGAAAUCUGAAACCCUUGAGAAGAAUCCUCUCCCUCCUGUGGAAGCAAUUGCUCAGGAGAUGGAGCAUAUCAAGUUCAAGAGCGGUAUUGAAGGGUUUGAUAAGAACUCCCUUGCUCAUACUGAGACUGUAGAGAAGAACAGUCUUCCAACCACGGAAACUAUAGCUCAGGAGAAAUCUGCAUAACUCUACCUCAGAUCUUGCAUCCAGUGCAUUUAUCAACCUUGGGUAUAAGGACAUCUGAGACCAGACUUGUAUUUUGCUUUAUCUCCGGCCCUGACACUAAUGAAGCGUCUGUUAAGAUUUGAACCGUAUAAGGAUUAGUAUCCAGUGAAAAUUCCAUAUUUUUAUCUUUACUGUAUCGUGUGCUGUACUAAUAGUAUCGCCAAUUGGCGAUCCAUGCCAUGUUUAUGCUUUAAUUAUGUUUUAAGAAAUAAAAUGAUUAUAUUUAUUUCAGAAUAAAAAUUACAACUAAAAA